AUGAUCGUAGGAAAAAAUAUUUCCAAAGUUAGUGACAUAUCCCACGAUGAUGCAUCAUGCAGGACAGAGGAGACGGUAAGCUUGACACUAUUCAGUGUUAUUUUUGAUCUUUAUAGAGAUAGUGUAUUAUGUGAUGAAAAAUGAGGUUCGUUGAGAGCAGAAAUAGGCUGUGAAGUGUUAUCAUCUUUGCACUCAGGAGGAGUUGGCAGUCAUAGGAUAUUAUGACUGUACACUGAAGUUGGAUUCAGUCUCUUGGCAAAGAAAUACAGUACUGCCCUACCAAGCAAAAAGGCAGUAACUGCUCAUAGUGUGGAACUGAGAAAAAUGGCUUCAAAGUGUUUUAAUUGUGCAGCCAAAUUAAUUCUAGGGAGAUCAUUGGAGGUGUAGUGAUCGGUUGUCUUACUAUGAGUUAAUUUUUAAUUAAUGUUGGCCCUGACCUUUGACAUGACCUUUGACCCUUAAACGGCAGUUACUGCCUUCUUUCCUGGCAUGAUAUGUUACAAAUUGCAGGGUAAUACCAAAGCAAAGAGCAGUAUCUGCCAUUUUCAUUUGUUCGUUUACUAUACUUACAUUUACAUUUACGUCAUUUAGCAGACGCUCUUAUCCAGAGCGACUUACAAAUUACUUCUCCUUUAUGCUUUUAAUAAAAGAGUAGUGUAAUUACUGACAGUGUAACAAAGUUGAAACUGCAUCCUUUGUGUGUCUUCCACUAAGAAACCAGUUGCAUUUACAUGGAGAUGUAGGUUCUGCGUCAGUCACAUUACAUACUGUGUUUUACAAGUAGCCCAUGUCUUGUUAUAAGAAUAAAUGUGAAAGCAGCACUGCAAUUGUUUGAAUUACAUUAAAUUAUUACCUAUCUUGUAAUAUAUCAUGAUGAAUUGGAGCAUGAUAAAAGUAUGACAUAGGGUAAUACUAAUUAUACAAAAAUACCAUGAGAUUGCAAAUUAAAUUAUUUGUAUUUGUAUUUUAUUUUAUGACACUUACAUAUAUCAUUUUGAAGAAAUAACAGCUUUAUGAAUGAAUUUUAAACAUAUUUACAUGUUCAUAUUCAUAAGAGGCCACAAAUGACAGUUAGCUAAAAUGCUGAAUGGUUACAUUUCAUUUUUUAAGUAUGAUUUUCAUUUCAUUUUUAAGUAAACCUUCUUCAGUGCUCUUCCAUAUCACUCCUCAUCCUCAGCAAUGCUGUUCACAGCCAACGCAUUCCAGAAGUGCCUUCGAUUUGCAGGCAUCAUAGGACAUAGCUGAGUGGCGCAGCAGUCUAAGGCACUGUAUCUCAGUGCUCGAGGCGGUACUACAGACCCCCUGGUUCGAUUCCAGACUGUAUCACAACCGGCCGUGAUUGGGAGUCCCAUAGGGCAGCGCACAAUUGGACCGGGUUUGGCCGGUGUAGGCCAUCAUUGUAAAUAACAAUUUGUUCUUAACUGACUUGCCUAGUUAAAUAAAAAAUAAACAACACUUAUAGCCCUAUUGCAUGGACGGACAUUGACGGGAAUAAAACCUAGUAUUGACGUGGUUGUACCCUCACAUGGCAACUUUGAUCCCGAUAGAUACUACACGCCACCGGUGAAGGAUACAAUUUUGGAUUUUAACUUUCCUGACCGGGACAGUCACUCAAUACUGGAACAUAAAAGAAAACCAGAAACCCUGGACAUGUUCGAGGAUAUAUUAUUAAUGAGGUAGCAAUGCUGUGUGUGUGCUCAACCGGAAAACGAGCAUGCGUGGCUUUUGACAAUUCAGUAUGGGGUGCUCCUCUGACUGACUGUCAGCUGGCUAGAGAUCUUGUGUGUGGUGUAACGUUACUGAUUCAAAUAACCCAUGGAAUGUCAGAAUAAAUUUAUAGGGGAUUACAAUCAUUAUAAAUGAGCAAUUAUACAUUGCUGAUUGCCUCUUAUGGGAGCAGGUAGCACAAAUCUAUUGCUUUAUGCUAAUGCUAGCUAGGUAGGUUUUUACAUUUUGGUCUGUUCUAGCUAGGUGGCUGUCACUGGCUACAAAUCGUGUGUGUGGUGUACUGAUUCAAAGAAACCAUUAGAUGAAAUGUCAGAAUAUAAUUCAUUAUAGUGCUAAUAGAUUGAAGUUAGUAUCAAUUGCAAAUCUCCUCUUAUGGGAGCCGGUAGCAUUGUUAGUCUAUGCUCGCUAGCUAGUUAUCUAGCUAAUUAAUUAUGUUCUCAGAUCUACUUGGCUAGCUAGUUCUUACCAGUGUCGGCGUUUCAGAGCAAGUUCAACCAUCAUUUCUUCCCGGGAAUGCUGUGCUAUGAUGUUGUGUCGAUAGAUUAGCAAUGUAUGUGUGUGUACCUGUCAGUCAGUGUCAUACAGGUUUGAUUGUAUUACUAUCGGAAUAAAAUUAUAUGAUACCAAGGUAAAAGGCAGUAACUGCAGCCAAGGGCAGGUUAAAACCAAGCUAAAAUACAGUAAAUUCAGUGACAGGCAGUCAAUUCAGUUACUGCCAUUUACCUAGGUUUCACAGUAACUUUUUGCAGUUACUGCUAAUAUGACCCCAAUUUUCUCCAAAACACAAUACAAUAGAGGCAGGAUACUUGUCCACAUGUUUAAGCAUGUAUUUAAUGUUGCAAAAAUGACAUUAACUCAUUUUCAACCAAAUGGGCAGUUACUGCCUUUUUGCUUGGUAGGGCAGAGUAGCUAUAGGUAUUCACUAAAAUGCAGAAAUAAAUUAAGUCGGUAUUAUUUUGUCACAUAUACCUCAAAAUACAGUCCAUAAACAAGCCUUUCUACUGUUUGGUCUUUCUUGAAUUUACAGGGCACUGAGAAAGGGGACCAGUGUGACAGAGGUGGCUGGUGGAUGGGUACUUUGAAAGUAGGUAUUUUCAGUGAGGAGAAAACAACAACAGUUGGUUUCAGUCAAGCAUCUUCACACAGUUCUACUAUUAAGAUUAUGGAAUUAUGUAGAAUUUAUGUAAUAUUAAAAGAUGAGAUUAAACUCUCUAUCUAGUGCAUUUAAAGAUGAUACUGUCCAAAAAUGCCUUCUCAAUCUCCUUUUCCCGUAUAUUCGGGAAAUCAUGUUUUUUCAAAACAUUUUUUUUUCUACAUCUCCUUUUCCUUUCAUUCGCAUCCAUCCAGGAUACACCCAUCCCUGGGAGUUACCACAUCCGGGACUUCAUUGAGGAGGCUGGCCUGAACCCGGUCCGUAUGACGUAUGGCUUUAAGGGUACGGGGAGAGACACCAAGAUGCCAAUGCGUAAGGGGGACUUGCUGCUGCCGGGAGCCUAUGGCUUCACUGACUCCACCCAGGAGGCCCUCCAUCGCCAGGCCUCCUACUCCUUUAAGAACUGCCCCCGCCCAAAAAACUACACCCUGGGCAUCCGCGACAAGGUGGGGAGAGGAUGGCAAGGGGACCAGAGGAGGGGGACUAGGGGAGAGGGUGUGGGGGAGAGGAGAUGUGGAGGCGCGGAGAAGGGGGUGUUAUCUCAGUCAUGUAUCUUCUAAUAAUGCAGUUUUAUUUGACAUUAUAACCUGAACGUUUUAUAUUUUCCAUCUUUGUCCAGGAAAUAGACCUUUCACCAUGCCACUACAAUGUGACUGAGAAACCAGUGCCCAAGAUACCCUGCAAGUAAGCACUUGUCCUGCACAAUCUAUCAUUAUCAUUUUUACACUGCCAAAUCAUCCUUUGAAUCACAGCAAGCAGACUGCCUCUGAUUCAUCUCUUUGAUAGAUGAAUCAUCCCCUUUAUAUCUUUUUCCUGUGCAAACAACAACCUGAUCUCUCAUUUCCAGUAUCACACAACAGGUCUGGCCUCUCUCUCUCUCUCUCUCUCUCUCUCUCUCUCUCUCUCUCUCUCUCUCUCUCUCUCUCCUGUCUGCCCUCUUCUCUACAGCACCUAUUCACCUCUCUAACCAGCCUCUCUCUCUUCUCUCCUUGCAGACACGUGAUGUUUCGUUCGGCAGUGCAGCGUGCCAGCUUUCUGCCUGUGAGUAUCUAGUCUCCGCUAGCUAUGACUAAUGCCCUUACGUUGCCAACAAAGGCUGCAUGCGUGUUUCAGUUGGUUUGGUUAUGACACCCAUAACAGAGUCUGUUCGAGACCUACGGUAUGUUAUGGAGGUUACGGUAUUUAUCUCUGACCGCAUUUGAUGCCUAUUAUGGCACUGUGUUGAUUGAUGAUUCAAGUUCGGUUGCACUGUGUGUGCUGCAGUGUGUGCUGCAGCAAGUGCAUCCGCACUUGAUGGAUAUUUGAGCAGUGUUGGCAGCUCUCUCGCGUUAACAGAGAAGGAAAUGUGUUAGGAAAUCUCAAGGGUGUCAUUACUAUGUAGUAGGGAGCUUUUUUCACCGCUAGUGGUGUGUCAGGGCUAGUCCAAAGCAAGUUUAUUGUCAAAGGUUAAACAGUUCAACAAAUCUUGUGGCAUUCAUAUUUGUAGCCACAGCCAUUCAGACAGCUGUCUGCUUGAUGAAUUGAAGCAGGUUCGCCAUAUAUCAGGGGAUCAAGGGUCACACAAUGUUUUACACUGUAAAUAGUCAGCCAGAUAGUCCCUAUCAAACUUAUUGAAAUGGGCAACAGAGGAUUUUUAUUGGAUUUCUCUUUGCAGGCUCAGAAUGUGAAAUUGAUUUUCACAUAUAAAUAUCCCCAGGGUUUAAGGCAUUGCAAACCCAACAAAGAGGGGGAUUGCUUUUUUAUUAUGAUUUGACUUAAUCCUCGGGCCAAAAUGUGCCCCAUAUUUGUUUGUGUGCACUGUGCAGUGUCUGUGCAGAUGCAACUCAGAACAAACGAUUUUUGGAGCCUACAUUUCCUCAAUAGCCUAUCUGGGAUUAUCUAAAUAAAAUCUGUAUUGUUUGGCCAUGGCCUCUGAUAAAGUUUUGUGGUCGAAGAGAACAGCUUGGGGUAUCUGCACUAUGCACACGUGGUGUAUCUAUGGAAAUAGAGGUGUCGAGGACCUUCGCUGCGGCAUGGCGUUCUGACACCCAUAAUUAAUGAAAGGUCAAAGGUUCAGCAGACAUUUGCGGCAUGGGCCAGUUAUCUGUGCCACACCGGGAGAAUGUGGCGCUCGCUCUGACAGCAGCAAAAAGUAGGCCAGGCGCCUUGCACAGAGGCAGAUCAUCAGGACAGCUCAUCACGGGUAGGCGAGUGUGCUUCGGUCCCCCAUGUCCUUUCUAAAAAGCUCCUGUGAAAUACACCUUCAUUAACACCUUCACCGGCAGGCGGGGGGUGGGGGGGGGGGGGAUCAAGUGAAUUUGCCCAGCGCAAUCAAAUGGCAAAUAAUGAUAGCUAUAGCUAGCUAGUCUGAGCAUCUCUGCUCAGGGACAGAGAAAGGCUUAUUUUCUAAGCUCUUUUGAGCUCUUCUAUUAUUUUCUUCCCUCAUUCUUUGUGCUAUGAAUCACCCUAUCAGGAGGGCAAGGGAUGGAUGGAUUACUGGCUCAGCUUGGUCAGAGACAUAGUUGUUUUAUGUCAGGAACGGGAAGGGCUAGGAUAGGCUGUGUGCUAUUUCCUGCUUGUGGCCAACUGUGUGUGUUAGUGGGCAGCAGGGGAAAAUUAUAGCUGGAAGCCAUUGAAAGAAAAUAGUUUGAACCUGGGGUAAUCAAUAUACUAAAUUAUAUAUGCUGUGGUUCAAGUAUAAAUAGCCAUACAAUAUGAACUGCCUCAAUGAUCCAACUUCCAACGUUUGGCCUUGAAUGCUUAUACAAUCGUGAUUCGUGCCAGUAAAUAAUCUUCAAGACAACCAUUUAACCUUGGUCCCUCUGAGCAGUUUUCUUUGCCUGUGUGAGUGAGUUAGCCUAUUGUAAAUAAUGAAUCAAAUGGUUUGUGUUCAGAGAGAGGGCCCUGCUCCUGGACAUUACAACAUGAGGACCGGCCCGACCAAAGGAGUCACGUCCUGUUUCAGAUCCACUGUGCCCCGUCUUCACAGUGUGCGCUCGGUGAGUGAUGCACGCACGCACACACACACACACACCAGGGUUGGGGUCAAUUCUGAAUUGCGUUGCAAAUUGCUCUUUAAUUCCAAUUCCAUUCUUGAAUUUGAAUUGGCCACAGUCCACAGGAAGCAGAAUUUGAAUUGAAUUAAAGGAAGUAGAAUUUAAUUAAAUGACAUUCAAAUGGCUAUAUUUAUUCUACACACUGAUAAUGCCCUUUUCGUGUAAAAGCUGUUUGAAAAGACCCCCUGAAAUUUCAGCCUGUUUUGGUGGGAUGGAGUUUUGGCCUGCCUGGUGACCUCACCAGGUGGUAAAUUAGUUAAUAGACCAAUAAGAAAGAGAGUUCCAAACAGCUAGUUUGCGGUUUCCCCUCCCCACUCAGACCACUCCCAGACAGUCCUAGCCACAUUUUGCUUGAGAAAUUGCUAUUUUCUAAGAAGCUAUUUUUGUUUCUUUUAUCAUUUUAAUUGAAAACAGUCACAGUAAGGUACUUAAUUGUUACCAAGAAAUGAUUUGAUAUUGAGAUAAGAUAUCUGAAAAAUUGUAUUUCCCAGAAUGCAUUAGAUCAAACACUAUAGUAUGGAACGGACAAAGAAAAAUACUGUUUGACAUCUGAGUUAUAAUCAAACUAAUAUUUGAAAUGGUAUGUGUAUUCUUUGCAUUAAUAAGUGGCAUAUCCUUUAGAUAAAAUAUUUGUUAAAUGAAUGAGACUUUCAUGUUUCAUGUCUCAUUUGAAUUGCUUUGAAUUAAAUUCUACUUCCUUCAAUUCAAAUUCUGCUUCUUGUGGGCUGUGGCCGAUGAAAACAAUUCUGAAAUUCUGAAUUGACCCCAACCCUGACACGCGCGCACGCACACACACACACACACAUGCAAUUCAGAAAUGGUUGGGGUCAUUUCUGAAUUGCAUUGGAAAUUGCUCUUUAAUUCCAAUUCCAUUCUUGAAUUUGAAUUGGCCACACCCCACAGGAAGCAGAAUUAGAAUUACAUUUGAAUUAAAGGAAGUAGAAUUUAAUUAAAUUACAUUCAAAUGGCUUAUUUAUUCUACACAUCACCACACACACACACACACACAACCAUUGAGAGUAGUCGCACUCUCCUAAACAUCGUGUCACUUCAGAUGGUUAAUUGAGCCCCUUUUUUUACAGAAACCGUAAUAUUUAGAGCUUGUUAUGGCAUGCUAUUCUCUCUCCCACAGUAAUGAUACGUGAAGACCUAGCUAGCUGUGCUUUUUUUUAGUGAGUGUGUGUUGCUCUUGUUUUUAGUGAGUGUGUGUUGCUCUUGUUUUUAGUGAGUGUGUGUUGGUCUUGUUUGGCAGAGGACACCAGGACCGGGGACCUAUGAGCCGUCCUGGCAGAUGGGUCACCGUCUGGGGACCGAGGCCAACAUGAGCAGGGCCCACGGUCUCUUCUUCCGCAAUGUCUUCUAGAUCGUCCAACAGUGUCAUCCAGCCAUCCCUUCUUAUUCAACCAUGACUCCCAAGUUCCUCCGCAUCUACUGUCUGAUAGAAUGCAUGUGACACUGGGUGAUCAUGUUGUUUAUUUUCCCUCCGAGUAAAGAAAAACCCUGAUUUCGUUGACAAA
Coregonus sp. 'balchen' is the source of this 7433-nucleotide messenger RNA. The record is from the annotation of a GenBank genome assembly. Lineage: Eukaryota; Metazoa; Chordata; Actinopteri; Salmoniformes; Salmonidae.